UCACUCAGUUGUAGCGGACAUAAAAUCAGGACUAGAUUAAAUGAGAUUCUUUAUCAUCUCCGCCCUCCUCAUCGCCUCAGCAGCUGCUGAUGGCAUCGAGCAAUUCAAAAGCGAAGCUUUAAAAGGAAUUUCACAACAAGAUGAAAUUUACAGCCAUGGAAUUACUUUGCAAUGUGACUUUGGCAUGAUCCGUCACUACUGGGGUGAGAUGUACACAUGCAUCGCCCGAAAUCUUGUCACACGUCAUCAUUAUGACUACAUCAUGAAUGCCACUGGUGAUCAUAUGACUGGUAAGACUGACAAAGAUGUUGAAGCUGUUUAUAUCCUUGGUCAGAGAACUAGAUUCCUUCCAUACAACAUUUCAACACCAUUCAAUGGAGUUAAAGCUAUUCGAGUUGAAGGUUCCGGCUUAUUGUUCCUUAAUCGUACAUUAAAGUAUGAAGGACCAUUGGAAUAUCUCCAUUUGGAGAAUAAUUUAUUAAGAACAGUUCCAUCAUGGGCAUUCAGAGGUCUUACUAACCUCAAAUGGCUCUCACUCAGAAAUAAUCACAUUAAAUAUUUGGAAUCGACAAUGUUCCGUGACAUGAAAAGCUUACGUAGAUUCUCAGCGAGCAGCAAUCUUAUUGAAGUCGUUCCAACUGGUUUGUUUUUCUACACACCCGAAUUGGAGGAAGUGUACUUUUAUAACAACAAGAUCCGCAUGAUUGGUGGACGUUUGGUAGCUUCAUUGGGUAAAUUGAAGGUUGCUGUCUUUAUGGGCAAUCCAUGCACUCAAAUUUCAGUCUAUGAUGGUGUCAAUGUCAUCAGCAGAUUGUCAACUGAAUUUACAACAAAAUGUGGUGUCAAUUGUGUCAAGGCUGAAGAAGCUGCUCAAGAUCACAUCAAAGAUUUGAGAGAGGAAUUGCAAAAGAAGCAGGAAUGCAGUUCAGCUAUGAAUGAAGUUCAGAAACAGAGAGAGUAUCAAAAUAGAAUGCCAGCACAGCCACAAUUGUCAGCUGAAUCUCAGGAACAUUGAGAUGAAUUUUUGGUUGAUGA
This is a messenger RNA of Chironomus riparius, 1035 nucleotides long. Lineage: Eukaryota; Metazoa; Arthropoda; Insecta; Diptera; Chironomidae. The record is from the annotation of a GenBank genome assembly.